UCACCUCGAAACAAUAACCGCCGUCAUUCUCACCCAUUUCACGCAUUUGGAAUCCAAAGGGAGAUUAUCGCGAUUCACUCGAAGAGGUCACCACGGCAAAAAUCUGCUCUCAGCCAGAAACAAACCCAUAAGGAAAGAAACGAAAUACUUGUGCAGAAACCAUCUUCUUCAUCACUGCUAGACGCCCCAUAUUUCAUGCCCCAAUAGUUCUUUAUCUGUCCUCCUCUGCCCUCCAAUCCCCAUUCCGGCUAAGCCUCUCAGAAUGGGCAUGAAAACCCAAGGAACCGAGGAGGCUAGUGGCUUAGAGGAUGGAGGUGUUGUUAACUUCCAAAGCAAAGGCGUUCGCUAUAACUCACCAGUAGCUCAGGUAGUCCUGGUUGGCCUGGUCUGCUUCUGCUGCCCAGGCAUGUUCAAUGCCUUGAGUGGCAUGGGUGGAGGCGGCCAGGUUGAUCACACUGUUGCCAACAACGCCAACACUGCUCUGUACACCACCUUCGCUGUCUUCGGCAUCCUUGGUGGUGGCAUUUAUAAUGUCCUCGGCCCCCAUCUCACCCUCUUUGCCGGAUGCUCCACUUAUGUCAUCUAUGUCGGCUCCUUUCUCUACUACAAUCAUCAGAAGGAUCAGACUUUUGCAGUCAUCGCCGGAGCCAUCCUCGGCGUUGGUGCAGGGCUCCUCUGGGCUGGCCAAGGUGCCAUCAUGACCUCCUACCCGCCUUUCGGUCGGAAAGGCACCUAUAUCUCCGUCUUUUGGACUGUUUUCAACUUUGGUGGUGUCAUCGGUGGUUUAGUUCCCUUCGUUCUGAACUACCAUCGAACUUCUCCUUCUGUAAACGAUGGCACUUACAUUGCUUUCAUGUCGUUUAUGUCUCUGGGAGCACUCCUCACCCUCACCAUUCUACCUCCAAACAAGGUAGUUCGUGAGGAUGGCAGCCGCCUGGAGUUUGUUAAGUACUCCAACCCGUCCAAGGAAGCCAAGGAGAUUCUGAAACUCUUCCUGAAUUGGAAGAUGUUGAUGAUCGUCCCUGCAGCAUGGGCCAGCAAUUUCUUCUAUAGCUACCAAUUCAACAAUGUGAAUGGCUUGUUGUUCAAUCUUAGGACCAGAGGUCUGAAUAACGUGUUCUAUUGGGGUGCUCAGAUGUUGGGAUCUGUUGGAAUAGGGUGCUUGCUGGACUUCAGUUUCAGAAGCCGCAGAACCAGGGGCUUUGUUGGAGUUGGGAUUGUUGCGGUCAUGGCCGCAGCGGUUUGGGCCGGCGGACUAGCAAAGCAAUUGCAGUAUUCUUUGGAUAACAAGCCAGAAUUGUUGGAUUUUAAGGAUGGGAAGAGGUUCAUGGGGCCAUUUCACUCUACUUCUGCUACGGUUUAUUGGAUGCCAUGUUUCAGAGCUUGUGUUAUUGGGUAAUUGGAGCACUGGCUGACGAUACUCAGAUUCUUAGCAGUGGAUUUUACAAAGGUGUACAGAGCGCAGGUGCAGCAGUAGCUUGGCAGGUAGAUGCUCACAAGACCCCGUUACUAUACCAAUUGAUGAUAAACUGGUCACUUAUCACCAUCAACUACCCAUUGUUGAUACUACUAAUUGCACUCGCCGUCAAAGAUGAUAAGGAUGAGAUAGGGGAGGAUGGAGCUCCUCUUCCUAUAAAUUAGAACAAAAGGAAUGAAUAUUGAUCCUGGGAAGCCACACUGCAAUAGAGGAUCUCUUCGGACUGCUUAACUUGCUAGUUUAGAAAUUUUUAUCAUGCAUUUUUUACUUUAGAUUUAGGUUGCAAAUUGUGCAGUUUAAUCUGUAUAGCAUAUCAAGAAACAGAAAAUUCACUGUGGAUAGUUGUGCCUUCCGAUGAUACAAACCAAAAUUUUCGUUUAUGCCUAUCAACUGGGCUUCUUAACCUCAACGAAAAUUCUACAGAACAGCGGCUAGAGAUGAUGUUGAUAACAAUGGUAUCUUCUUUUGUUGCUUCUGCUUCGGAGUUCUUUGGUGCUUUAAGGACACAAACCAAAAUUUUCAAUUAUGCCUAUCAACUGGGCUAAUUUCCAUAAGAAUGACAAAUUCUACAGAACAGCGGCCAGAGAUGAUGUUGAUAACAAUGGUAUCUCCUUUUUGUUGCUUUCGCUUGGGAGUUCUUUCUUGCUCAUCUGCCUGCCCUAAUAGUUCUUGCUCGUUUUUUCAAACAAAAGGUUUUGAGAGUUUAUGGGCGACAAUGGGCAUCCUUAAUGACGCCCGAGCUGCAGGUGAAGUAACUCAC
Molecule: messenger RNA, 2237 nt
Organism: Nymphaea colorata (pocket water lily)
Lineage: Eukaryota; Viridiplantae; Streptophyta; Magnoliopsida; Nymphaeales; Nymphaeaceae
Product: UNC93-like protein 1
Exons: 2
Coding region: 263-1399 (378 amino acids)
Source: RefSeq, a predicted model, not a curated record